This is a messenger RNA of Bacillus rossius redtenbacheri, 8578 nucleotides long. Its product is annotated as sushi, von Willebrand factor type A, EGF and pentraxin domain-containing protein 1-like. The transcript is spliced from 11 exons. NCBI's taxonomy places the organism in Eukaryota, Metazoa, Arthropoda, Insecta, Phasmatodea, Bacillidae. Bases 258 to 2330 code for a protein of 690 amino acids. The record is from RefSeq and is a predicted model, not a curated record.
GAUCGAUAGAAUGAUAGAACAUAAUAAAGAAAUUGUGGCGAUGUUAGUACCUACUAGUUUUAAGCUUUAGUGUUGAUCAGAAGUUCGGUGAUAAUUGAUUGUGAUUUCACGUGUUGGGAGUUAUCGUACUAUUGACAUUCGUAUCUCGUUAUUAUGAAAAGUAAUUUAGUUUUAUGAAUAUGUAUUCAUAUAACAAGUCGUGCGAUAUUAUUCACCAGAGUUAAAUUACAUUUAUAUAUUUCCAGCAGUCUUUAAAAAUGACCGUGAAGACUUUAUUUAUAUUAUUCGGUGGCAUAAUUAUUAUUCUGUCAAUGAUACAUUAUUCAUCAGCAAAAAUCAACAGAACUAAAGUAUCCUACAAUGUGGAUUGCCCUGACUUUGGCAGCAUUGAAAAUGGGAAAACAUCCAAAAUUGAAAACAGCAACAUUCAAUCACUGCACAUUGAUUGCCUGCCAGGGUUUUAUCUAAUUGGGCGGCCUAAAGUAUUAUGCAAUGAUGGCCAGUGGGAGCAGAUACCUAGGCCACAGUGUGCAAAACAGUGCCCACCUCCGCCAUUUGUGCGCAACGCAGUCAUCACGAUGGAGAGACACAAGGAUGCCAACGACCACUACCGCAAAGGUUCCGUCGCCACGUACAGCUGCGGGGGAGACUUUGUCCUCACCCCGGCCAGCAGCAGCGUCAGGAUAUGCAAGGACGGAGUGUGGACCGGGACGCAGGGAACUUGCGUGGCGUACGGAUGCCCGGCCCCGCCGGAGAUCGCAGACGGCUACUACGUGCUGGAGCACGUGUUCAACCCGGGCCAGCCCGACGGCUCGGCCGGCGCCGUCAAGGCGGCCGUGAACCAGCGCGCGCACUACAUGUGCAACCUCGGCUACGCCCUCGAGACGGAGGCCUCGGGCUCGGCCACGCUGCAGUGCAUCGAGAGCGGGGACUGGUCGCCGCGCAUCCCUCCGCAGUGCUCCAAGAUCCUGUCAGACGAGGAUGACGCUCGGGUGUCGUGCGGCGCCCCGCAGCUGGGGCCGCACACUUCCGCCACCACGCUGGCCGGGCUGCGCACCUCGGACGGGCGGGCGCUUCCCGGCACGGAGCUGGAGCUGAACUGCCGCGAGGGCCACCGCGACGCCCGGGACUCCUGCCCGCCCACCGCCCCGCCCACCGUGCUGCGCUGCGUGGAGGGCCGCUGGCAGGGCUCUGCCCCGCGCUGCGUGGAAGUGAACGGCUGCGUGUCCCCCACCAACAUCCCGAACGGCGUCUUGUUCGGGCAGUCGAUGGACGGCCGCUACCAGAUCAACGAGCAGGUGGCCUACACGUGCGCGCCGGGCUACGUGCUGUUUGGCAACCCUGUGCUGUCGUGCGGCUCCAGCGGCUGCUGGGAGCCAGCGAUGCUGCCCGAGUGCCGGGCCGAGGUGUUCGUGAGUGCCGGCUACAUCUCGAGCAGCUCCCUGCUGGUGUCGCUGGUGACGGCUCUGGGCGUGAUGCUGGUCCUGCUGGGCGUGUGCCUGGUGGUGGUGUGCCGGCGCCGGCAGCGACCCUGGCACCACCGCCCCGGCGGAGCGGCUGCCAUGCCGUGCCAGCGCUCCCGCCCCCGCCCCCGCCCCGUGGUCUCCUCCCCCUCCGCCGCCGGGGCCCCCUCCCCCUCGGGCACCGCCCUGCACGACCCCGACCGCGUGGCGCUCAUCGCCUGCGCCGACGGCGUGCUGCUGGGCGAGUCGGUGCUGCCGAGCUACGAGGAGGCGGUCAGAGAGCGGUCGGGGUCCAGCAACCCUUCGCUGCUGGCGUGCCGGGCUCACCGCCCCCACUGGGCAGCUCUGGGGACCGGGCGCCGGCCGCGGCCGGCCGGGGACCAGGUCUACAUCACCCGCCAGUCCUCCAGGAUACCUGGCAGUCACUCAAGAGGGCUCGGUGCGAGACGGAUCAACAGCAGACCGCACUUCCGAGCAUCCGUGCAUCCACCGUCAAGAGAAUGUGAAUCCUGCCUCAAGACCAGUUCGACCUUCUCCACCCCUGUCUACCCCUGUAAACAGGAUACCUGGCUCUCACCCAAGAGGGCUCGGUGCGAGAGAGGAGGAGGAUCACGCUCACGUCGCACUCUGCGUCGCUGCGCAGCGGCUCGGCGGGGGACUCGAUGGGGUCGACGGACACGAUGGCGCCCAGCGACGUCUCCACCAACGUCACGCUCGACACGGUGUCGUCGCACACGUGCAGCAGCGGCUCGCAGACCGCGUCGUGCCGCGCCAUCUGCGGCAGCCUCGCCUCCUUCGACACCAGCUCCGUGCUCAACACGGAGGGUGUGCCGCUGCUGGAGGAAAACGAGCUGGAGGACGGAGUGACAAUGGCGACCCCUCGUCGCAUGUACGAGCAGGCUCCGGACGCCGCCUCCUUCAAGUACCGCCGGGCGUCCCCUGAUCUUGCCUGAUACAUGCGCUACAGCUGCCGGCUGGAGUUGACGCCGGUGCCUCUGUCCUACGUGGACGAAUCAAUACGGGUGUGAAGCAUCACGCGUAGCUGCAGGGGUGUGCUAGAUGGAGAGGUAAACUUGCACUGUGCGCACUUGUGGACCUUGAGUUGCGAUUUGGGUCUUCGUGUAGAAGUAGUCGUUUGGAACUAGUGUGUUUAUGUUUGCCGUACCUCUCUGUCUUCCGUACAAAUUUCUCACGAAAUGAAAUUGAUCAGGUAAAAUCGCUCUGAAUGGUUGGAACCAAAUAUAAUGCGGUAAUAACUCUUUCACUGUGUGGGAUGCAGUAAUCCCACAUAUGUUGAGGUUAACAAAGUGGAGCAUUUUCACAAAACUGCCAGUUGUAUAAACUGCAACUACAUUUCAGUAGUGAAUUUUAAAGUGCGUAGGUAAGUUGGUUUUCUUUGAUAUGAUUUCAAUUAUAAUUUCCCAUGUAAUUAAUUAAUAAUUUUUUUUUUGUGCUUGGAAAUAAAUAUUUGCAGUUAGAGCAAGAUCAUGUAUGUGCAAUAUAUAAAUUUAUUAUGUCUUGCAAUACCAUUUGCAAGACACUUGUGUUACUAGCCAUGCUUGGCUGAUGUGAAUGUAUAGUUUUAUCAGUGUUAAACAUUUUUUCGUAAAGAUAUUUGAUGUAACAUUCCAGUUUUAGUAGGUGUUUAAGUUAUUUCUCUGAACUGUGUCUAAAUGUGGUGUGGCUGUUUUUGCUUGAGAUUUUACAACAUUCAGAAAGUUUUGAACUCUCAAUGUUUGAAUAGGAGAGUUGUGCAGACAUCAACAAAAGAUGGUGUGAACCACUUUAAAAUUCUCAAUUUGUGCCAUAUAAUAGUGUUAGUGAUAUAAACUAUGUUUUAGUACAUAAAUUGGUGUGUGAUGAAGUAGUUUUCAUUGAUAUGGUGAGUUAUUUAUUUGAGGAAAAGUGAUCUGUUUUAAAAUAAAAACCAGCACACUUUUUUUUUCUUUUCUCAUGGUCUUGUUGUGGGAUGGCUGUAGGUUCUGUUUUCAUUACUGGUGACAAGUGUACAACUGUCUGAAAUACAGAAGCCGUUUUCAAUUUAUGAAAUGUUUUAUGUGGUUCUGAUACAUCCUAAUCCAGUUGUGUUUUAAGUAUCUGAUUUUAGCCUCGUGAUCAGAAACCCAUACAAGUUAUUCUUAAAGGAUCCGCCUAGCGACGUAUGGUAUUACCGUAUUAGUGAUGUGAAGUAAGUGCGAUCCAUGCUGGUGUUUCUAGUGCGAUAACGCCUCUUAAAUGCAAGGUUCUGAAAUAGAGUGCAGACUUUAUGUCAUGCAUGAGAUUUGAGUGUUAAUGAAAAAGUUUUAUGGGAGAGAAAUUAAUGUUUAUUGCAAGUGCCUUUAUUGCUUUCAAGAAUCUCAACUAAGAGUUUUGUAUUAAAUGUAAUUCUGAAAACACCACCUUUAUUUUUGGCCAAUUUCAUAUCAUUCCUACCUCAAUAUAUUCUUAAAUGCUUUUCGUGAACUAUUUGCAUUUUCUUGAGCAGUUCUGAAGCUCUGCAUACUGCCUGUGUGCACCGUUAGGCAGGGCCCUUAUGGGGGCUGCCCUACUGGGCAUAUCAGCUCUAAAAGCAUGAGAGCACUAAGGGUGACAUUGGCACGUGCAUCUCCCACUUCUUCACCUCUACAUGCAACAGGAUGUCCACAUUCUGGAAAAUAAGGGAAAAGUUAGGGAAGUUGUAAUUUGUCAGGAAAAGUGAGGAAAUUUACAUGAAAUCCUGUAGAAGUCAGGGCAAUUUCCCAGUGAUAGUAGUUUGAGGGGAAAAUAUUAAUCUCCAAUCUACCAUCAUCCAGCCUGAAAGCAAUUUUUUUUUUCAGAUGGGUUUUUAGUGCGUAAUCACCAGUCAAUUCAUACGCACAUUAAAAUUGUGGAAACUGGGCUUUCUUUAUAUCUUUUAAAAAAAUUUGCAUAAUGGUAAAUUAGUUUUUAAAAGUCUAGGAAAUUGUAUUACAGAUAUGUGUGGUCAUCCUGUGUGAGGAAUUUUAGUGGUAAUCUUAACCUGUAUGUUGGUGUACUAGUUUCAAUACCAUGAACCAAAUAUUUUGUACCAGUAUCGAUACUCGUCCAUGAAAACACCAGUUUUAGCUUUUUUUUUUUUUUUUUUUUUCCAAAAUAUCUGUUUGAAAUGUAAUGCAUUUCAUAUUCAGACACCUUGAAUAAAUAUUGAGCAAUUUGUAAAUGGUGCAUUAAUACCCAGUGUGCUCUGCACACCAUGUGGCAACCUUGCCAGGUAGCCACUGUAAAUGUUUGGCAUUAAUGACCUAUUGCUGAGAACCCGCUUUUGAUUUUGAUAGUUAUUUCAGUGUUCGUUGGCCACUGUAUUUUUGAUGCAGUACCAAGAUGAAUUUGUUUUAAUAUUAUUCGCACACCUAGAUUUUUAUGAGAUUUUUGAUUUAGUAAUUUUGAUUUUAUCUCACGAACGGUUAGAAAAGUAAAAGACAUAAUUGUGGUGCGUACUAAAGAAAAUGCACGAGGGUCAUUUCUAAAUUUACAGGGUAGUUGUGAAAUAAGCGAGUUUGUGGAGUCAUUGAGGGUGCCGAGUUGUGUGAUAGCACACCUGGUGCCAAGGCAGAGUACAAAGUGUUUAGUGGAGCAUGAAUUACGUAGGACUUGUAAACACAAUGCACUGAGUGUACCUUAAAGAGUGAUGAAGUAUGUACUUGUUCCUUGCAGCUUUUUUUUUUUUUUUACCUAUUCAACUAUUCAUCUUUUUUUUGUUGUUAUACUGAUUAAUUUUUUUAACGAGUACUCAAGUGGCAUAGCUAGAGUUUUGGUUCCGGUGGUACAAGUCAAGUGUGAAAGAAGAGGUUUAAUUAUGUUGUACAGUGAAUACUACAGAAAUACUGAACAGUAGGCCUGUGCUUAUAUCAUUUUUUUAAAUUUAUAAUCGGAUACGAAUACAAAUAUAAAAUUAUUUUGAAAACAAAUAUCAAAUUCAAAUAGUAAGAAUUAGAAUUCCACUAAAAAAAUAUUUUCAUGUCAUGUAGUAACUUCUGGAAAAUUACACAAAUAAUACUAAAUUUAUAGAUGGGUUAAGGUAGCUACAAUAAUUAUAAGUAAAAAGUUUGUUUAAGUAUUUAAAUUUUGUAAUAAUUUUUUUUUAAUAUGCAUCUCACCUAAUAAUCUAACCUAACUUAACCUAACCAACCACCCAACUUUUAAUUUCAGUUCCCAUUUGCUUUAUUUUCCACAACCUGCUACUCUGCAUAUUGAUCCAGAAAAUUGUUGUGAACCGCAAAAUGUUGCAAUUUAUUUUAUAAAAAACUGUAAUUUUUUUUAAUGUUGUAUUUCUAAGUUAAUGAUUGAAUCAGCUCAUAUGUACAUAUUUAAACUCUAAAUAUUAAAGAGUUUUCUUCGUUAACAACCACCAGGUAAAUUGUAUUUUAGUUCAGUAAUAUUUUAAAAACAAUUUUUGCUAUUAUAGUCUGGAAUCUGAAACUAUUAUUUACCUUUUUUUAUGUAUAUUUGAGUUGUGUCUGUUUUAUCAUAGAUUAAUACAGCAAGUAAGCUGCUACUGUAUUACAUGGUGCUAUAUUGAUUGUGACUGUUGAUUUAUAUGGCGUUGAAACUAUCACAAUUACUUCUUUUAAUGCUUUUUGUCAAUCUCCGUUCCUGAUAGUGAUCACUUUGAACCCCACAAUUUUAAAAAAUUCUAAAUACUAAACGUUACUGGCCAUAGCUGUAAAUGUGAAACUACCACAUAUAUGUUAUGAAAAUAUAUAUAUAAAAACAUUUAUUGGGUUAUGUAUGUUUAGCUUGAAUAAAGUUGGUUACUUGAAAAAUCUUAAAAAGGCUUUCCAUUUGCUUUUCAAUGCUUAGUAUUAGUUUUAUGAUUUCCUUUAUAUUUUUGUUGAAUUUUAUUAUGUAUAGAGCCUAAUUAGUUUUUUUUUUAAAUUCAAACCUGUAUUUUAUAAAAAUAAGUGUGUAAUACAACUGCGUCGAGAACAAUAUUCACAAUUUAAUUUUACUGCAUAAAUAUUUUAAAUAUUUGAUUUGAAAUUUGUUUUGCAGGAAAAAAAAACUAGUAUCUGCUAGGCUUAGUUUUAUCUGGUUAUGUUAUUAUGGACAAAUUUUGUUCAUAAAAUAUGCAGAAGUAGUUUUAAAGAAAAAAAAUAAAAUGCAAUUUCUGCAUUAAUAAAUUGAAUGAUGUUAAAGUUAAGAAAGGAAUUGUUUGGUUUUAAGACUGUCUUUGGGGGGGAUACUGCCUCUAAUGAUAUCUAUACUCAUUGUUAGCAGCAGUAAAGAAUUUGUGUGAAUGGGUUGAAAAUAAGUUUUUAGGUAGUUGUAGCUGGGAAAUACUCAUACCCUAGAAAUAGCUGUUAAGUUUAUUGGAAAUAUAUAAAAAUGUGUUUUUAAAAGCCACACUAUAAGACAGCGAACAGUUACACUUGUAUGUAGUUUUACUACUGAGUAGUGUUGUAUUAUGUAGUUAUGUAGUUCUAAAUGUACUGUACAUGUAGUUAUAAUUUUAGGCAGCAUUUUUUUAGUUGAGUGGUUUCGUACUUCGUCUUUUGAAAUUAGACCAUUGGCAGGUAGUUGAUGUUGAUAUUAUGACAAUAUACCAAAAUUUAAAUAUGUGUCUGUAUAGUAAAAUACAUCACUUUUAGUAGAAUAUUUAACUGUUGCAACUUUAUGAUUUUUUACUAUUGUAUUUUAUUGUCAUAUAUCUGUAUUUUAAUGUAUAAAAUACAGUUUUCAUAAUUUGUAUCAAUUAAUGCUGUAGUUCAUAUAUGUACAUGUUUCCAUAGGAAAUGUGAAUGAAAGAUGUAGUGUAUGUAUAUACCAAUGUACUAUACUAAGUUAUUAUUUUUUUUGUAACUGGUUGUAAUUCUUACUAUAUUAUUAUGCUGCCUAUUUUUUUGAACCAAAUUAUUAUUAUUAUUAUUAUUAGCGAAGUUUAUUAAUGGCAAUAUAGUUUUCAGUAGAAUGUAUUUUUUGUUAAAGCUAUUUGUUGUUUUAUUUUAUAGAUAUAAAAUACAUGUUUUUGAAGUAACUUUAUAACAUGUGAGUUCAGUGCUAAAAAUUAUAUUUUUUGAUUUCUACAGUUUAAUUUGCUUGAAACUUUGUAUUUUUUAAAUUAGCUCUAUUUCAGUGUACAAUGUGAAUCCUAUUGAUAAAUUUGUAUUCUCCUGCAGAGUUUUAAAGCUACUUUAAAAAUAUUGUUCAUAUGUAACUGUUUGCGAAAUGAGAUCCUAGUUGAGCCUUUGUUUGUUGCAAUAUUAUUUGGUUAGUUAGUUUUCAUUGUUAUAAAUAAAGCUCAUUAAUCAUUUUCUUACAUAUAUGGAAUUACUUAGCAUGAGUCUGUUUUUCAUGAAGUUUAUUUCUUCAUGUAUGUGAAUAUUAUUGUAUAUUUUACAUUAAAUAAAUCUAAUUAUGGUCAGGAUUAAAUUACUUUUUGUUUGUGUAGGUACCUGCAAAUUACACAGGUGCUAUUAAGCAUUCCUAAUGUUUUAUUAUUGGUUAUGUAAACUUUUCUAGUCAAAAAAAACUUUUUGAAAUAGGUUCAUAAGGUUUCUUUAACUUUGUGUCAUGUUUCCAGAUGCAGCUUUACAAAUUUUUGUACAUGAAAUUGAGUAAUUUCUAACUAUAAUAUUUGUUUAUAACUAAAGCAAGCGGACUUUGAUAUAGUUAAACUUAUUUUAUAUAUCAUGUAAUAAAUAUUUUGGUUUAGCUUGGUAAAAUGUAAUCUUGUAAUUAAUGUAAGAGAAAAUUAUUUCAGUAAAUAUUUUUCAAUCAAACUACUAGUACUUGUUUGGUCAAUAGUGAAGAGAUAAGUCUAUUCAUAAAUUUUAACUGUUUUACUAUCAAACAUUAGUCCUUAGCAGUUAAUGAAUGGUUAGAUAUAAAGUUAAAAUGCAACAUAAAAAUAGACAAUGUUGUGUAAAAGAUGACUGUUAUCUAGUCCAAUUAAGGAAAAGUUUUGAUUUUUUUUCAUUUACUGGCAGCCAUUUUUGGAGUUAAAUCUCAUUUAUGUAUGUUAAUGAUAAAAUAGGUUAUGAAUUUUUUUGUUAUAAUUGGUUUUAUUUUACAACUGAUCAAUACUCUGAAUGUACUGGGAAUUGAAAUAAAUUAUUUUCAGUAACUGUAAUUUAGAUAAAUAAACCUAUUAGACUUGA